AUGCCAGACUACUUGAAAAGAGCUAAAGAGCUCAUCUCCAAAAACGAUUUCCUUAUGGUUUCCAAGACUUGGUGUGGAGACUGUCAGUAUACUUACAGAAUUUGGGACAAAUAUCAUGUGAAAUCCAAAGUCCAUAUUAUCGAAUUGGAUAAGUUUGAGGACCAAGCAGAAGCUUCGAAAUUGGAAAGCGCUAUAACAGAACUUGCUGGACGUAAGUGGGUUCCUACUAUAUAUUUGAAGGGGCAAAGGUUCGACGAACAAGACUUGAAAAGGUGGGAAGCUGAAGGUAUCACUGAAAAUGAGUUCAAGAAGGUUGGUCUUUUGUAA
Yamadazyma tenuis ATCC 10573 is the source of this 327-nucleotide messenger RNA. RefSeq lists its product as uncharacterized. Lineage: Eukaryota; Fungi; Ascomycota; Pichiomycetes; Serinales; Debaryomycetaceae. The record is from RefSeq and is a predicted model, not a curated record.